Molecule: messenger RNA, 960 nt
Organism: Pyrenophora tritici-repentis Pt-1C-BFP
Lineage: Eukaryota; Fungi; Ascomycota; Dothideomycetes; Pleosporales; Pleosporaceae
Source: RefSeq, a predicted model, not a curated record
AUGUGCAUAGAACUGGAUCAUGGCUCCCGUCAGAUCAUCGUGUGCACAAGGCGUGGCUCUGUAACAUCGUUGGGCGCGUGGGAAGCAACCCAAAGGAACUUCAUCCCGAAAGACCCGGUUGGCUACAAGCAAGUCCGUGACUAUCACCAUGUGCUGGAACUGUUCAAUCACAUCCUCAGAACGGCGCCUGAGUGGAGCGAUCAGAAGUACUCUGUUGGAAUGGUGGGGACUCCGUUCAAUGCCAUAUUGGACUGGCCGAUGGGCACACCAUCUGGUUUCGCAUUCUUCCUAGAUCCCGAUGUCAACAAGAUGGUCAAGAAAGUCCUGAACGCAUGGGCCGAGUUCCUUGUCUCACCAGAUUCCGCAUACGUACUAGGCGACGACAAAAUUGGCUGGCUCAGCGAUCACGGCAUCCACGAUCUUCCCAUCACGGCUAAUGUGGGCCAAAAAUCCUAUUUAUUUGAAGAGUUAUUCGAAUGCGAUCCCUCCAAAGAGCACCACGGUUACAAAUCCUGGGACCACUUCUUCACCCGCUGCUUCAAAGAAGACAAAAGACUAAUUGCCAACCCAGAGGACGACAACGUCAUCGCCAACGCUUGUGAAUCGAAACCUUACAAGGUAGCCCGCAACGUCGCGCAGCGCGAUCACUUCUGGAUCAAAGGCCAGGCCUACUCGCUCAUGGACAUGCUUGCCAUGGAUCUACUACACGAGCACCUCAUCGGUGGCACCGUAUACCAAGCCUUCCUCUCCGCACUCACUUAUCUCAAAGAAGGCACGUACUUCUCCGAGCCACUCUUUGAAGGCCUGGGUGAUCCUUCCACAAAGUCCGAUAUUGAUAAAGGUAAAGAGGUAACAAGCCAAGGAUAUCUCACUGCAAAAGCUACACGUGCCAUCGUUUUCAUUGAAGCCGACAAUAAGGAUUUGGGUCUCGUGUGUUUCCCUGGGCAUAAGCAUGACUAA